Diplodia corticola is the source of this 1197-nucleotide messenger RNA. Its product is annotated as geranylgeranyl pyrophosphate synthetase. The transcript is spliced from 3 exons. Gene Ontology annotation, molecular function: prenyltransferase activity. Lineage: Eukaryota; Fungi; Ascomycota; Dothideomycetes; Botryosphaeriales; Botryosphaeriaceae. The record is from RefSeq and is a predicted model, not a curated record. Bases 1 to 1197 code for a protein of 398 amino acids. Gene Ontology annotation, biological process: isoprenoid biosynthetic process.
AUGACGGCGCACAGCUUCCAGUCACCCAACGCCAUUCCGCCGCGCACCUCCUCGAACGGAAUCUUCACCGGCCAGACCUCUCCGCCUCGCCCCGUCCUGCGCCCGCUGUCCGAGAUUGACUGGAUAUCAUCGUCCAAGAAGAACUCGCUCGCCUCCAUGCGCGGCUCCUCGCUCUCUCCCCCGCAAUCGCCCUCCCAACAAACCCAUACAUAUCCCGUCCCCAUGACGCCGCCGCCGCCCGACCCGCUGAAGAACAUCGGCGACGAGCUGAUAUACGGCAAGGGGUCGGGAUGGUCCGAUAAGAAGGAAAAGAUAUUGCUGGGGCCCUUUGAGUACCUGUAUGGCCAUCCGGGCAAGGACAUUCGCAGCCAGAUGAUUGCCGCGUUCAACGCCUGGCUGCAGGUACCGGAGAAGUCGCUGGAGAUAAUCACAAGCGUCGUGGGCAUGUUGCACACCGCAUCACUACUAGUCGACGACGUAGAGGACAGCUCAAUGCUCCGCCGCGGCGUACCCGUCGCGAACAGCAUAUUCGGCACAGCCCAGACCAUCAACAGCGCAAACUACGUCUACUUCCUCGCCCUCCAAGCGCUAACCCAGCUACAAAACCCAACCCUGAUGACCAUCUUCACUGAGGAGCUACUGAACUUGCACCGUGGGCAGGGCAUGGACCUGUUCUGGCGCGACACCCUGACCUGCCCGAGCGAGGCCGACUAUCUGGAGAUGGUGGGCAAUAAGACGGGCGGCUUGUUCCGGCUGGCGAUCAAGCUGAUGCAAGCCGAGUCGACCAGACAACUCGACUGCGUCCCCCUCGUCAACACCAUCGGCCUCCUCUACCAAAUCCUCGACGACCACCUCAACCUACGCUCGGAGCGGCUCUCCGCCCAAAAGGGCUUCGCGGAGGACUUGACCGAGGGCAAAUUCUCCUUCCCUGUCAUUCACGCUAUCCGCGCUGACCCGGCCAAUCUCGUCCUCGUCAACGUGCUCAAGCAGAAGACGGCCGACCCGGAGGUCAAGAAGUACGCCGUCGCCUACAUGGAGCGCAAGGGCAGCUUUGAGUAUAGCGCCCGCUGCAUCCGCGAGCUGCGCGGAAAGGCCAUACAGCUCGUCGAGGAGGUCGAGCAAGCUGCCGGCGACCUGGGCGGCAGGGAGGGCGCCGACGGUGUGAGGGCGAUUUUAGAGAAAAUGAAGGUGGAGUGA